AUGGGCAUUGUUGACUCAAACAUCAGCAGCCUUGGUCUUGAAGCCGCUGGGGUUAUCCGUCAGACCGGGCCUGAAACCAAAGAAUUAAUCGCAGGAGACAGAGUAUUCGUAUUCGGGGGUGGUUGCUUCUCCACUGGUAUCGUUAUUUCUGAAAAGCUCUGCGUAAAGAUACCAGACACCAUGGAUUUCGAAGACGCUGCUACCAUGCCCUGUGUCUUUUCGACGGUCAUUCAUGGCCUUCUUGACAUAGCUCGCCUCUCGAAAAACGACUCUGUUCUUAUUCACUCCGCUUGUGGAGGCGUCGGUAUUGCUGCAAUCCAGAUCUGUAAAAUGGUUGGUGCCGAGAUCUACUGCACCGUCGGUAGCGACGAGAAGAUACAAUAUCUUGAGAGCUCAUUCAACAUUCCCCGAGAGCGUGUUUUCAACUCUCGCGACGCAUCCUUCCUCCCAGAUAUUCUCAAAGCCACAAAAGGCAGAGGGGUAGAUGUCGUACUCAACUCGCUCAGCGGAGACCUACUCCACGCAUCCUGGAACUGUGUGGCAGAGUUCGGCAAGAUGAUCGAAAUAGGGAAGCGGGAUCUCAUUGGCAACGGCAAGCUUGCAUUGAACGUGUUCGAACUCAACCGAAGCUAUCAUGGGGUGGAUCUUGGUCAUCUCAUUGAAGUUAAACCCGAGGAAGGAAAUAGUAAUGUCAGCUACCUUCUAGUGGGGGGACUCGGUGGCCUAGGUCGUCUCAUUUCCAACUGGAUGGUAGAGAAUGGCGCAAGAAACCUAGUGUAUCUCUCGCGAAACUGCGGGGAUAUGCAAGAGAAUGAAAGGUUUUUUGACGAAUUGGAAGUCCAGGGGUGCUCAGUUAUUGCCGUAAGAGGAAGCGUUACUUCUCUUGCCGACGUUGACAGGGCUCUCAGCGCCACGACAAGGCCCAUUCGUGGAGUUAUCAACAUGUCUAUGGUUCUCCGCGAUGAGAGCUUCUCGAAAAUGACACACGAAGAGUGGACAACAGCGGUAGACCCGAAAGUUCAAGGGACGUGGAACCUGCACAACGCCUGUGAGAACGCUGGGUUGGACUUGGAUUUCUUCCUUCUCUUUAGCUCCAUCUCAGGCGUGAUCGGACAGAGAGGUCAGGCCAACUAUGCUGCAGCCAACACAUUUUUGGAUGCGUUUGUCCAAUAUCGCCAGACACUAGGCUUGAAAGCCAGCGUUGUUGAUAUCGGAGCAAUGAUAGACUACGGAUACCUUGCCGACAACUCUUUGCUGAUGGAGAGACUGGCGAGUCAGGGCUUUUACGGCAUCAAGAUCCCUCAACUUCUUGACGCAUUGGCUCUUGUCAUCAAGCCAUAUGCUCCCGAUGACACAGAGUCUAUAUCGUCGACGUUCGUCAACACUUCCCAGCUCGUCAUUGGUCAUCGGAGUCUCACGGCUCUGGCUGAUCCCGCAAACAGAGUUAUCUGGAAAGAGGACCGCCGGAUGGGAUUUUACUUCAAUUCUGACGGCGACAAAGCUACCACCACAAAUAAUCCGACUGAUCAAGGUGCCUUAGUAUCGUUCCUCAAGUCUGCCACAGCAGACCCUGGGCUCCUCUCAUUGCCCGAUUCUCCAUCAUUUAUAGCGCGUCAGAUUGCCGCGCAGCUCUUCCGGCUCCUCUUGAAGCCUGCCGACAACGAAGAAGAUAUCGACAUCAGGAUGUCACUCCAAGAAGCUGGACUCGACAGUCUGGUUGCGGUGGAGAUGCGAAGCUGGUGGAAGACAACGUUCGGAUUCGACAUUAGUGUUCUCGAGAUGCUUGGUAUGGGUAGCGUAGCCGCGCUCGGUGAGAGAGCUCUGAGGGGUUUGAAAGACAGUCUGGGAGAGGUCAGUGGGACCCGAGACGAGAGUGGAGAGAAGCACGAUACGGAAGGGUACCUCAAGCUGAAGAUGCCGUGA
Molecule: messenger RNA, 1923 nt
Organism: Colletotrichum spaethianum
Lineage: Eukaryota; Fungi; Ascomycota; Sordariomycetes; Glomerellales; Glomerellaceae
Product: highly reducing polyketide synthase gloL
Exons: 2
Coding region: 1-1923 (640 amino acids)
Biological process (GO): secondary metabolite biosynthetic process; fatty acid biosynthetic process
Molecular function (GO): phosphopantetheine binding; oxidoreductase activity; fatty acid synthase activity
Source: RefSeq, a predicted model, not a curated record